CGAUCUUCGACUAUGGGAUAAAGAAAGCACAAUGUUGGCCUCAUAUGUAGCCCAGUCAGGAAGGGAUUUGUUUGAAAUCUAUCCUUCUUAUCUCCGACACCAUUGCUUCCGCGUUACUUUCGGCAAGUGGCCACUAGCUAGUCCCCAAGGACAUACCACUUCUACGUCUUGAGGUUACCUUCAUAAGAUAUCGCCUGAACAUCUCUUGAAGACAUAUGCCUUGAUCCGCGGAGAAAGAAGAUUCGUUCGGAACCGGAUGUUCAUUCUUAUUGACUCACAUCGACAACAGCCCCGCCAAACCAAGCUUCAUCACUAAUGAAAAGCCAGUUAGUAAUCGCGCCAUAAGUAGACCCUGAAAGAGCUGCACAGAUAUCAGGAUGAGUGUUUCUGAAAGUUCCUUCGUUCUGUUUGGACCUGAACUUGUGAGCUCGCGCAAAAACCUCAUAGCACAGAAUCAUGCCUUCUCCGCCUCCUCCCGUGGACUCAGGACUGGACGCAAUUGGGAACACUCCAGGCUCGUACAAAGAUCGCAUGGCCAGAUCUAUCAUUGAAGAAGCCGAGCGCCGUGGCACGCUAAAGCCUGGUGUGACAGUCGUCGAAGCUACUGGUGGCAGCACUGGCUCUUCUCUUGCCUUCAUCUGUUCGGUGAAAGGUUACCGGUUUAGAGUGGUUUCAUCUAAUGCCUUUGCAGUUGAGAAGCUGCGAACUAUGAGCGCACUUGGCGCCACCCUUGACAUUGUUCAUAGCGAGACUAGAACCAUCACGGCGGAUCUUAUUCCUUCCAUGGUGCGCCGUGCGCGAGAGAUCGCACAAGAAGAUGGCCAUUACUUUGCUGAUCAGUUCAAUAAUGGUGAUGCCCUGCCUGGUUACGAAACUCUUGGGGAGGAAUUGGCAGCGCAGUUCCCCGGUGAUAUUGAUGCCUUCUGCGGUACGAUUGGAGGUGCCGGCAUGGUUAUGGGAGUAUCACGCGUUUUGAAGUCAAAGUGGCCGGAUACAAGAGUUGUAGUUAUCGAACCGGCCUCUUCUCCUGUCAUUACUGAAGGGCGCACUGGAUCUCAUAGCGUCGAGGAAAUAGGAAUUGGUUUUGUGCCGCCACAUCUGGAUUCUAAGCUUUAUGAUGAAGCACGAGGAAUCUCAGAGGCAGAAGGUCGUGCUAUGUGCAGGCGGCUGGCUCGUGAGGAAGGUUUACUGACGGUGGUUACCGUCGCCGUGGAUACGGGCUUAAAGUUUAUGAACGGAAACCUCCUCGCGGAUGCUUGA
This is a messenger RNA of Aspergillus vadensis CBS 113365, 1260 nucleotides long. Its product is annotated as PLP-dependent cysteine synthase family protein. The record is from RefSeq and is a predicted model, not a curated record. Gene Ontology annotation, biological process: L-cysteine biosynthetic process. Lineage: Eukaryota; Fungi; Ascomycota; Eurotiomycetes; Eurotiales; Aspergillaceae. Gene Ontology annotation, cellular component: cytoplasm. Bases 457 to 1260 code for a protein of 267 amino acids. The transcript is spliced from 3 exons.